UGGUCUUCCGAGACAACAGAUUGUUAAAUAGAGACUUGUGCUAUGUUUUGACUGUAAUAAUUGAAAAGUCGUAUUUCAUUACAUCGUUCACUACUCGUUAGAUUUUGCCUAUCAAAUCGCCAUGACCGAGUUCUGGCUGAUCUCUGCUCCUGGAGAGAAGACUUGUCAGCAGACAUGGGAAAAGAUGAUGACAGCCACUACCCGUCCUAAUACCCUCUCCACCAAUCAUAAAUUCAACAUUCCUGACCUCAAGGUGGGAACCUUAGAUGUUCUUGUAGGGUUAUCUGAUGAGUUGGCCAAACUGGACUCUUUUGUGGAAAGUGUGGUUAAGAAAGUGGCCCAGUACAUGGCUGAUGUGUUGGAGGACAGCAGAGAUAAAGUCCAAGAAAAUCUACUGGCUAAUGGAGUUGAUUUGAUUACAUACGUUACGAGAUUUCAGUGGGAUAUGGCAAAGUAUCCCAUCAAACAGUCUCUGAAAAACAUUUCUGAAAUCAUCUCAAAGCAAGUGAGUCAGAUUGACAAUGACUUGAAAACCAGAGCCUCAGCCUACAAUAACCUGAAGGGCAACCUGCAGAACCUGGAGCGGAAAAAUGCGGGAAGCUUGUUGACUAGAAGUUUGGCUGACAUUGUGAAGAGAGAGAAUUUUGUGCUUGAUUCUGAAUACCUUAUUACCCUGCUGGUGGUGGUUCCAAAGGCAAAUUACCCAGACUGGUACAAAACAUAUGAAACCCUCGCAGAAAUGGUGGUUCCACGGUCUACGGAGUUGCUGUUCGAGGACCAGGACUGCGGACUGUUCAGCGUCACACUGUUCAGAAAAGCCAUCGACGAUUUCAAACACAAGGCUAGAGAAAACAAGUUCACUGUUCGUGACUUCCAGUACAAUGAGGAGGAAAUGAAGGCCGAUAAGGACGAAAUGACUCGUCUCUCUACAGAUAAGAAGAAGCAGUUUGGGCCACUUGUUCGAUGGUUGAAAGUGAACUUCAGUGAGGCUUUCAUCGCUUGGAUCCACAUUAAGGCUCUGAGAGUUUUUGUGGAAUCAGUCUUGAGGUAUGGCUUGCCAGUCAAUUUCCAGGCCAUGUUGUUACAGCCGAACAAGAAGAACAUGAAGAAAUUGAGAGAAGUCCUAUCUGAGCUCUAUAAGCAUCUGGACAGCAGUGCAGCUAUCAUUGAUGCGUCGAUGGACAUUCCUGGUCUGAACCUCAGUCAGCAGGAGUACUACCCAUACGUUUACUACAAGAUUGACUGCAAUCUCUUUGACUUCAAAUAGAGUGGAACCACCUCUGUCUUAUUUUUCAUUUGACCCACGGACUCCUCCACAUCUGCCAACCUUAAUUUAUUACAGUCUUAUUUUUUUCUUUUUCUUUUUUUACCCCCACACUAAAACUGCACCUUUUCUCCAACAUCCAUCUAUAUCUUCUUUCCACGCUUUACCCUGUAAUGUGUGUUAUUCCUCAAGGUUAGAGCAAACACUCACACACUCACAAGGCUGUUCUGCACAGCCAGCUACAGGGUAAUCGGCCUCUUUGUGGGACUGAUGAAAAUUUUGUUUUGCUUUCAUAUGUUUACAAUACCCAGAAACCCCCCCCCCAAAAAGAAUCAUGUUAUACAAAUUUGUUUCAGAGGAGGAUGUAUCAGUGUGUGGUCCACUAUUUGCUCAUAGCUGCAAAGAUUGAAAAGCUGACAUCAUUCCUCUCUGACUGUGAAGGUGCUCUUUUGAUCAGAGGUUGUGUUUUUAGGCCCGUUUGCCGUUCUCAUGGCAAUCGCUUCUGUUUUCUUACCAAAGUAUAUGUGACAUGUUAUAUACUGAUUCUGAUUUUGUUGACUCAAAGCAAUAUGAUCAUGUGUAUGGAUUUAUGGUUUAUCUAUGUUUUGAUGUUA
Messenger RNA from Chanos chanos (milkfish), 1878 nucleotides. It is a transcript of the gene atp6v1c1b, whose product is annotated as ATPase H+ transporting V1 subunit C1b. The record is from RefSeq and is a predicted model, not a curated record. Gene Ontology annotation, molecular function: proton-transporting ATPase activity, rotational mechanism. Gene Ontology annotation, cellular component: lysosomal membrane; vacuolar proton-transporting V-type ATPase, V1 domain. The coding region runs from base 122 to 1267 and encodes 381 amino acids. Gene Ontology annotation, biological process: proton transmembrane transport. The transcript is spliced from 13 exons. Lineage: Eukaryota; Metazoa; Chordata; Actinopteri; Gonorynchiformes; Chanidae.